This is a messenger RNA of Acomys russatus (golden spiny mouse), 1013 nucleotides long. RefSeq names its product cilia and flagella associated protein 90 (gene Cfap90). The transcript is spliced from 3 exons. The coding region runs from base 155 to 658 and encodes 167 amino acids. Lineage: Eukaryota; Metazoa; Chordata; Mammalia; Rodentia; Muridae. The record is from RefSeq and is a predicted model, not a curated record.
CCUAGCCUCGUCACUAAGCAGAUGCUGAGGACACAGCGCAGUUGCCAGGGAACGGCCAAACGCGGACGCCCAUAGGGACGCAGAAGCCUCACAAGCUGAUGCUUGAGGCCUGGGCUCCGUAGGUCGAGGGCCGGCCAAAACUGAGCAGCACGCGAUGGACCCCAGGGACGUGAAAAAGAAGGGGAGAAAGGUGGAAAAGGAGAAGGGGAAAGAAGAGGAGGGGGAGGAGGAGGAAAUCACGGCCUCUUCACUGCGGGGCAAGCCACGCCCUCUCCCCAUCUCAGCGGUCUCAACUUUCAGCUACAUCCCACCAAGGCGCCAGGACCCCAAAGAACUCAGCUACUUCUCCCGCGAGAGCCGGACAGGGGUCAUCUCCCUCUACGACUGUGUUUUUAACAGGAGACUAGAUUAUAACCAGAAAUUACAUCGAGAUGACAGAGAACAUGCAAAACACAUGGGACUUCAUAUUAACGAGGAGGAGCAGGAAAGGACCGUGCCUGUGCUGAUGUCCUCUGUCUAUGGAAAGCGCAUCCAUCAGCCCAUCGAACCCCUAAACAGAGGCUAUGGCCGCGUGAACCACGUGCAGGCCGACUUCUACAGGAAGAAUGACAUUCCGAGUAUCAAGGUGCCCGACUUCGGGCACAUCAACCCAGCCUGAAGCAGUCCUGUGGUUUACAGGGCACGCUGAGGGGCCCUGUCACAAUUGAGGUUGUGCAGAAAGGUACCACCCUCCAACCUCCAUCUCAUGUUCUGUCACCUGACCACAGGAGGAUAAGCGCAUGCGCAUUUAAGGCAGCCCUGGCUCAGAACCUGGCCGGGAACUUUUGCGCAUGUUCUGAAGCACUAGUGUAAGGGUUUUGACAGGAUUUAUGUAAAAUGACACCGAUUCAUUCUGAGGACCCUAAUAAAAGAAAAACUUGCCUCCUAGUGGUGGUAGCUGUGUUUGUUGUGUGCUGGGUCUCCACUCUGCAAGGAUUCUUUGAGGCAAGGUUCACUGGCGCAUCUCUCAGGUC